Messenger RNA from Tetrahymena thermophila SB210, 708 nucleotides. Its product is annotated as ribonuclease T2 family protein. Lineage: Eukaryota; Ciliophora; Oligohymenophorea; Hymenostomatida; Tetrahymenidae. The record is from RefSeq and is a predicted model, not a curated record. Gene Ontology annotation, molecular function: RNA binding; ribonuclease T2 activity. The transcript has a single exon.
AUGAAUUAAAAUAAAAUUUUAGCUUUACUUUGCAUCUCUUUCUGUAUCUUCCAGAUUUCUCAAGCUACCUAAAAGGAUGCUUAUGUUUUGAGUUACCUCUGGCCUGUUUAUGAAAAUUAUUCCGGUGACAAAGAAUUCACUAAGUAGGACUUUCCUUUCUUCGAUGGAUCAAACUUUGCUAUCAACUAUUUCUAUCCUUUGCCUGAUUAAUCAUAUGUAUGCUCUCCUCCUAUCUGCAAUAACCAUCAUACCUUUAAUGCCACCAACAUUAAAGAAAAAGAUUACAUCUAUCUUGAAAAAUAUUUCCUUCGUUUUGGUUAGAAUAACUCUUAAACAAGUUAAGAUCUCUGGAAAAAUUAUGGAAGCUGCUAUAACCACUCCUAAACCUAAUAUUUCCACGCUAUGUCAUAGGCUCAUCAAAAACUCAAUGUUGUUGAAGCUCUUAAAGCUGAAAAUAUUGUUCCUAGUGAAGAAAUAAUUUAUGAGAGAUCACAAAUUUAAAAAGCUCUCUCUAAAAAAUUAAAUGGAUUGAUGCCUGAUCUUUUUUGCUCAAAAUUCACUAUUGAUUAAGAAAAAGGUGAAUCUUACUCCUACUUAAGACGUUUUGAGAUAUACUUUGAUAAAGAUCUUAAUCCUACUCAAAGUACUUAUUUGUGCACAUAUGAAUACUGUCCUGAUAAAAUAAAGAUUCCUCCUUUCAAAUUUUGA